Molecule: messenger RNA, 3893 nt
Organism: Coregonus clupeaformis (lake whitefish)
Lineage: Eukaryota; Metazoa; Chordata; Actinopteri; Salmoniformes; Salmonidae
Product: protein ABHD8
Exons: 5
Coding region: 372-1766 (464 amino acids)
Molecular function (GO): catalytic activity
Source: RefSeq, a predicted model, not a curated record
ACAAGGACAAAAGGGUUGGUAGAAUGUCGCCCGUGUGCGCAGCGCCGAAGGAUGCUGAUCGAAAAAGCAUUGCUAUCUGUCAUUACUAUGGUCAUUUUAAAAUUGCAAUUGGCACACCUUCCUAGUGUGCAUUACUUCGAUGUAAAGCCUUAUUCCAUUGGUUUGAUUAGUAAGAUGUAAACCAUCUGUAGAUAAAGCCAAUUAUCAACUUCUCCAGCAUGCAGGUUGCUUUUGAAUUAUACUAAUAUUGCAACCAAUGCAACAGAUUUUUCAGCUGCAGUUAAUUAUAAACAACCUAUUGACUAUCGUCCUAUGGGAGAGGAGCAUCAUAUUUCUCAUAAUCCUUAAUCAUCAUCAGUAAGGCAGGCACCAUGCUGACCAGCAUUACAGAUGGGAUCCUGUGCUGUCUGACUGGGAAGGCUGCCAGCCUGGUGAUGCCCGUCGAGUCUUCCGAGCCAGCUGACACCUUCGAGUUUGUGGAGGUGAAGCCUGGGAUAGUCCUCAGGGUUCACCACAUCAUGCCCGAGCGCCUGGCGCCAGUAGUGACGGAGGAGGACCAGGUAAAGGAGCCAGAGCAGGAGAAGGGCAGUGGAAACAGCAACAGCAGCAGCAGUGUGCACUGCAAGCGCAAGAUCACUGUCUACCGCAACGGCCAGCUAGUCAUUGAGAACCUGGGUGACGUGCUGCACUCUGAGAUCGUCCAGUGCCAGGAUGGAGACAUGGAGCCCUGCAGCACCGUGGAGGUGGAACUGGCCGACUAUAAGGAAGUACCCACCUCUCCUGAACCCAAACCCGUGCCUCCCCUGUCCAUGGUUGGGGAGCAGAAACCAGCACCCCCGCCUCGCCGGCGCCGCCGCAAGCCCAAGCGCAUGGUGAUGAUUGACUCGGAGAGGGAGAUCUCCAGCUGCAAGGGGACGCACUCGGACGUGGCGCUCUUUUUCGUGCACGGGGUAGGCGGCUCGCUGGACAUCUGGGGCAGCCAGCUGGACUUCUUCUCGCGGCUGGGGUAUGAGGUCAUCGCCCCUGACCUGGCGGGCCACGGGGCCAGCACGGCCCCCCACAUCGCGGCGGCCUACACCUUCUACGCCCUGGCCGAAGACAUGCGGGCCAUCUUCAAGAGAUACGCCCGUAAACGCAACAUCCUCAUUGGGCACUCCUAUGGGGUAUCGUUCUGUACCUUCCUGGCCCAUGAGUAUCCAGACCAGGUUCACAAGGUAGUGAUGAUCAAUGGAGGAGGGCCUACAGCUCUGGAGCCCAGCCUCUGUUCCAUCUUCCAGCUUCCUUCCUGUGUUCUGCACUGCCUGUCCCCUUUCCUGGCCUGGAGCUUUCUCAAGGCUGGGUUUGCCCAUCAGGGAGCCAAAGAGAAGCAGCUGCUGAAGCAGGGCAAUGCCUUCAACGUGAAUCCGUUCGUGCUGCGUGCCAUGAUGAGCGGUCAGUACUGGCCCGAGGGGGACGAGGUGUACCACGCUGAGCUUACCGUGCCCAUCCUGUUGGUGCACGGCAUGUACGACAAGUUUGUGCCUAUUGAUGAGGACCAACGCAUGGCAGAGAUCCUACUGUUUGCUUUCCUGAAAGUCAUCGAGGAGGGCAGUCACAUGGUGAUGAUGGAGUGCCCUGACACAGUCAACACCCUCCUGCACGAGUUUUUCCUAUGGGAGCCUGACAUGUCCAAAAAGAACGCAGCCAAGACUGAUCCUGACAAGACUGUUAUAGUCAAUGGUGUUGUCGCCCAGACACCAAAACCAAACAAGCCCAUGGACAAAUAACCAAUAGAGAGUCUCAUUUUACAUGAGCAAACCCAAUCCGAGGGCCUGUCUUUGGCAGGUGGCACAUGGUCUUAAGGCUGCUCGCAGGCUGAGAGCUGUUAUUAACAGGGCCGGAGUUUGUUGUGGAAGUGGAGGGGAGGCAACUGGUGCUCCAAGCUAGAGUUGGCAUUUGAAUAGGACUUAGCACUGUGGCAAGAAGAAAGGAAAGGAUGGAAGGAAGAGGAAUCUGAUGCAACGACAGAGAUGCGUGUUUCUGUUUCCCCUUUGACAGCUGUCUGUGCUUCAUCAUGUGGUGUAUGUAAUCAGACAGACCUCGGGUCCAGAGGAUGUUAUUAAAACAAAAUAUCAAUUCGUAAUUCUCUCAAGUACCAAACUCGGUUGGUGAGUGGGUUAUUAUGAACUGAAGUGAGGAGGGCAUGAUCAUUAAGUGGUGUGUGGAUCGCCUUGCUACCUAUCAUCCAUUAUCUUGUGAGUAAUAUAUCACUGCUGAUUGGUGUCCUGAUGAAAUGAUGAUCUUAUAAAACUGGGUCCAUAUUAUGGAUUCACUUCAAAGGGGAAAAUAAUGAACUUGGAAAACUGUGAAACUAUCCAGACAAUACAAGUCAAUGAGUGGCUGUGGUGUAUUAUGGGAGUAAGAUUGCUCAUGCCACAUUGCGAUCCAGUUUGUAUGAGGUCAUCAUUGUAAUCAUCCCCUACUGAGCAGGUUAUAGACUAAAGUGUUGACUGGAUGGAAGUGGUGAAUGGAUUGGUAAUUGUUAUGGCAAAUAUACAUGCAAUAAGUUACUACAAGACAUACACCACACACCUAAACAAAUGGGCCAUACAAGUUCAACAACCUCAUAAAAUAUUAUCAAGCCAAAGUAAAGAUGUUAAAACAUAUCCUUGAGCAAACUAAAUAUCUGUCAGUUACAGUCAGUAUCUGUCAACCUUGUCGUACACUGUGCAUUCAUUCAUGCUUGGGUACAGGUUCGUUUUUGAAACAUAAUGAUUAAUUGAUGCACAACAUGGAGUGGAGUAUUUUGCCUCAAGAACAUUUAGCCGUGUUGUCCGAUAUGAUGCAUUUAGAACCCUAUGCUUACUGUGUGUCUACAUUAUGAACUAUCUAACCUAACUGGACCAUUUGAAGUUGCUGCAUGAACAGGCUUUUAAGAUAUGUGAGAAUUUUCUUGUCAACAUGCUUUGACAGUCGAGAAAUCCAAAAACCUCCACUGUCCUCUGAGAGUAUAAUCUAAGCGGCAUUAUGGACAGAGGAGAAGUUGGACCAAAGCUUUAGUGAUAGGCAAUCCAAAUAAUGUAAGAGUAUUCUAUAACAAUUAUUUUGAAAUACUGAUGCUAGUUAUUCAACUUCCAAUAGUGCAACUAAUUUUGCCUCUGAAUUUGAUGUAACAACAUUAAGAAUGAUGUUGUUCUUCUGUCUACCAGAUAGUAAAGCAAAGCAUUUUCCUCCACUGCCCUCCAGUCAAUCUGUUUGUGCUUGCAAUGUCAAAGGUCAUCCAUGAUAAUAACCUAAAGGACAUAUGUUUUCAGGUUUCUCAUUUGUGAACGUUUUCUUGUCUCAUAAUGAGAGUGUGUCAUUAAUCUGUGACUAAGAAGUAUGAAGCACAGUAACACAAUUAUCUGGUUCGAUGUCUCCGACUGCUGCACACUGCUUAGUGCAUAUGCAUUAUUCUGAGAAAGGAUGCGAGAUGAUUAUGCAAUUUGAAACGAGAUGAGUUAUGAACUGUAGAGAAAGAUAAUGCAUAAGUAAUGGGAACAAGUAGGAUGAGGAACCAAUGAGUUUGACCUAGCUGUUGAAAAGAAGAUGUAUUCAUGUAGACUGUCUGAAAUACCAUGAAGUGCUGCUGAUGCAGUCUGCUAAUGCACUGUAUAGAUUGUUCCGACAGCUAUAUGGACUGCAGGGCACACAUUUGCUUCCUCCGCUAAAUGUAUUUUUAAAACGGUCCUAUCCAGUGUGCUAUCAUUUGUGGUUCAAAAUGUAUAAAUGUCAUUAAUGCAUUUAUUCAUAGACAUCAGAACUCAUGCACUGCCUGAAUGUAGGUGCAUAUAAAAAUCCGAUAUAUCGAACUGUUCAAUUGAGUGUAUGAAUGUGCCUUUACUGGCAUGAAAUAAAAAAAAAUGUUUACAUUA